Molecule: messenger RNA, 1140 nt
Organism: Filobasidium floriforme
Lineage: Eukaryota; Fungi; Basidiomycota; Tremellomycetes; Filobasidiales; Filobasidiaceae
Exons: 1
Coding region: 1-1140 (379 amino acids)
Molecular function (GO): zinc ion binding; nucleic acid binding
Source: RefSeq, a predicted model, not a curated record
AUGAAGGACAUCCCGACCUUUGGGGGAGAACACUUCCGUACAUGGCUCAAGGACUUCCAGAACGCUAUGCUCGUCUACGAUUGGGACGAGAACGACAAGAAGCAAGCAAAGGCUUUUCGCCUCAACCUAGUCGAAGGAUCGAUGGCACAGCAAUGGUACGAGCAGGAAGUCGAUGAGCCCUCGAGAGCCAGUUGGUCCCUACUCCUUCCUCUCUUGAAAACCAAGUUCGAUAAUGCGGUAGAGGACAGACGAUCAGCCUUCCAAGUGAUGUCGACUACGUCCUUGAGGGAUGACGAUAUCGGGGCGCCGAAUGGAAAGGGAGGGAUGCGACAUGUCGAUUGGGCGAGGUCUCUCUCCGUCGCCAGCCAAAGGGCCGGAGAAGACAGGGACGGUAACUACGCUUUCCUCGUCAUGAACAACAUCGGACCGAACGUCAGGAGCCUCCUUACAGCGAGAGCGGCGACCAACUCGGUCGGAAGGAUCUGUAACGCCGUCGAAACCCUUACCCCUACCGACAUCGAGACCGUCAAGGCCGCAGUGAAAGCUGAACAAGACAACAGGGACAUGCGAUCCAAGCUGGCCUUGCUGGAGAGGUCCAUGCAGCCUGGUAGGCCCGCUCCUCAACCGACGCAGAGGGAGACUUCGGACUCUUACAGCUCGUCGUGGAUCAACAACCAGAACGUCGCGCCAACGGAGGACGUGAUCUUCCAAAACAACACCGAAGGAGUCGAGGCAUACAAGCGAGCCGUGAGGGCGUACCACGAAAGGUACGGGGAUUCGACCUACCCCAACCCUUCGAGGCCGUACCCCCUUACCCCAGGUUCCGACCCAGCUGGAACCAACGAAUGCUACAAGUGCGGAAAAGCAGACCACCUCCGCUCGCAGUGCCAAGCCCCUUACACGAUUCCCGAGAACGAGCAGCGAUACCGAGGCAGCGUCAACAAGGCCAAGAGAUCGAUCCAACAAAGACCGGACCAAAGGAACUCGAACACGACUCCGAUGGCCAAACCGAUUCGCUGGCUAGGAACGGAGGACGAUCCUAGGUUUGCCCACCUCGCUAGACUCAACCACUUCCCUAUCUCCCCACCCAUGUCCGACUACGCCGAUCUCCCGGAAAAUGGCGAAGGCCCCAACUACUGA